AUGAGCGCGCACGAUCCCGGCACCUCGAACAAGAUCCACGGGCUGUCCGCUGAGGUCUCCAUCGAACAUCAACCACAUCAAACCGAGUGCGAAAGCGGUCCGGACUCCGCUCGCUUGCUAACAGUUUCCCCAUAUCUGGAACCAGAACAUCUCCUAGAUCUGAACACCCUCGACACUCCCAGCCGGCUUCUUGCUCUUGCAUCGACGCAACUGGAGCCGGCUUCAGGCAAAUACGCCACAGUCCCAUAUGAAGACGCGUUCGAUUGGAGCAGUCUCAUGGCAACUUUGAAGUCGCUUGCAGCCAAAGAAGCAUACCGGUGGACGCGGCAAGAGUUCUACGCUGUCGAGUUCAGGUCCAAGCUCAGGAGGAACAUCGACGUUGACCUCUUGUUCAAAUUAGACAAGGAAUCCCACAUCGAAGCGACACAGAGUGGAGGGCUUCUAAAGUACUGGUACGGCGUACCUGACAUGGAUAGGAGGAAUCUGGCAACCUGCUUCUGGCGGAAUAAGGAAGACGCAGUCAAAGGCGGUCGAGGGCCAUGGCAUAAACAGGCUCGGGCUGCUAUUUCCAACAUGUAUGAAGAAAUUGAUGUGAAAGGACUGCGCUUUACCAUCGAAGACGACGUGGGAAGCUGGAGAUUUUCUCCAUAUGCUUGA
Molecule: messenger RNA, 657 nt
Organism: Cladophialophora bantiana CBS 173.52
Lineage: Eukaryota; Fungi; Ascomycota; Eurotiomycetes; Chaetothyriales; Herpotrichiellaceae
Exons: 2
Coding region: 1-657 (218 amino acids)
Source: RefSeq, a predicted model, not a curated record